AUGGCUUUUCAGGAACUCCUAGACCAAGUUGGGGGCCUGGGGAGAUUUCAGAUACUUCACAUGGUUUUUCAUAUAAUUUCUGGCCUUAUAAUUUGGCCUCAUAUUCAAUUGGAGAACUUCACUGCAGCCGUCCCUGGUCAUCGCUGCUGGGUCCACAUCCUGGACAAUGACACUGUCUCUCUCAAUGACACUGGGGACCUCAGCCAAGACGCCCUCCUGAGAAUCUCCAUCCCAUUGGACUCCAACCUGAGGCCGGAGAAGUGUCGUCGCUUCAUCCAUCCCCAGUGGGUUAGAGUUAGUCACCUGAAUGUAACUUUCUCAAACAUGAGUGAGCCAGACAUGGAGCUCUGUGUGGACGGCUGGGUGUAUGACCAAAACUCCUUCUCCACCACUCUGACUGAGAGAGACCUGGUCUGUGGAUCUCUGUCACUGAAUUCAGUGGCUAGAUUCCUGUUCACGGCUGGAAUGGUUGUGGGAAAUAUCAUACAUGGCCAUUUAUCAGACAGGUGA
Microcebus murinus (gray mouse lemur) is the source of this 510-nucleotide messenger RNA. Its product is annotated as solute carrier family 22 member 25-like. Lineage: Eukaryota; Metazoa; Chordata; Mammalia; Primates; Cheirogaleidae. The record is from RefSeq and is a predicted model, not a curated record.